AUAACAAAUGGUAAUAUAAACAACAAUCAAAAUGUCUGCUUAUUGCGGCAUCGCAUAAUUAAAUUAAAAUUGGACAGGUUAUUCGCGUCACUCACGAAUUUAAAUCGGCACAAGAUGUUGUAUGUGUCAGAUGUGUCAUCAAUUCAGAUCUGGAAGGUGGGGUGGCUGCGUUUCCAUCGGAAUGUCGCCGCCCGUAUUCCAAUCGAUAAAUCUAAUCAAUUCUAUGGAAUUCGAAAAUGCUAAGCACCUGUGAGGCCUACUUAGAGACAGCACGGUCGGCCCGAUGCUGUGGCGGCGCACAAAUGAAAGCUGUAUGCCUGUAUGCAAAAUCCACUUUCCUACAUGCUUUAUUCACUUUCCCACUAGACGGACGAAGUUGGCGGAGCACGAGCUCGACGACGGACAGUACCACAUCUGAGUUCUGUUUACGAACACAAACGCAACCGAUCUACUUCGCACGUUUCGUCCGGUCAUUGUCGAAAAGAUGCGUUUUCACAUUUACGGACUGUUUGCUUUGGUGUUAGCAGUACAGUGCCAGUACGGGACGCCUGGUAAUAAUUUUAAAAAUGGAUUUAAAGAUAGUGGAUAUCAAUUGGACUUAAGGGAAAUACAACGACAGAACAGAAUUACGACGCAAAUAUUACAAAACUUCUUAGAGAAGAAAUUGUUUCCUCAUGUGCAUAGGUCCUCGAAUGUACCAAGCAUAUGGGACAUUCUUCCUAGAGAUCGACGAAAAACCGCCACUAAUAAUAUUCAGGACUUGCUAAAUAAAACGCAGAAUCUGGAGAAAGAGACACUCGAAAGUAACGAGUCAGAACUGAUUAACUCAUAUUACGAAGAUGAAGAUGAGGCCAAUAAUUUUAUAGGAUCAUCCAUAACCACGUCCAGCCGAGUGAAGAAGAAGGAAGCACGAGAGGCGUCAUUGCAAGCAGAUUGCCCGAACUGCAUAGAUGAUUCUCUUCCGACAGCGAAUAGGUGGACUAUGCCUUUAUUAAAGCUCGGUGAAAAGAGAUACUACCUUGGAAUUUUCUUUAAGGCAAAUUACUUCAGAGCCACGCAGUAUUGUAGAUUCCACGGCAUGCACUUAGCCAGCAUUACCUCCCAGGAAGAGAACGACAAGUUGGAAAAGUACAUCAAAGACUUUGGUUUGGGUCACGAGCACUUUUGGACAUCGGGCACCGAUCUGGCGGACGAAGGCCACUUCUUCUGGAUGUCGACGGGCCGACCGAUCACCUUCACCAACUGGAACGCCGGCGAGCCGAACAACUUCGAAUACGAGAACGGCGAACAGGAGAACUGUUUAGAGUUGUGGAACAGGGACGGCAAAGGACUGAAAUGGAACGACUCGCCGUGCUCAUUCGAAACCUACUUCGUGUGCGAAGUACAGCAGUGAUUGCGAUGCAAUUAACGAACGUGUAAAGUGAUACGGUGAAACAGUGAUAUUCGCGUAUAUCCGUCGAUGUAGACAUGCAAACAGACACAGAUUAGUGUUUUAUUACAAAUGGUAUUAUGUUCUAAGGAAGACUAUUUAUAUGGACUUGUGUUAUGUAAAUAAAAUGACCAAAAAUGCCGUCGAGCUGUGUCCCAGUCUCAUAAGCGAUUUUUUUAUAUGUAAUGAGUAGUAAUUGCAUUAGGAACAUGCCAUCAAAUUAACUGUAUUCUUAUUUUACAACAUUUUACUUGUUUAUCGACCUUUUGAAAUGAUACAUUUUUGUUUAAUUAUAUAAAUCAAGUUUACCAAUACCUGCAAUGUGGUCACUAGCAUGACCAACUUUCUAGACUGCAAGCAAUUUUUUAAAUUUCCCAUUAAUUACUGUAAAACGACAAUGUCAGGAAUGUAUUAAGUGACAUAGGCAAUUAUUUAAAAUAAGGAAGUACUGAUAUAAAACUGCCGAUAUUGUUUAAGAUAAACCAAUAACUGUAGAAUUUGAAAUAUAGUUAACAUUUUGUAAUAAGAUUAGAACACAAAAGAGAAUUAAUUAAAACAUACACACAUGUAUAGAUGUAGGUAGUAAAUUAUUGAAAAAGAAAUAUUCUUUAAAGAAAUAGUAGCAAAAUAAUAUUUUAAAUGUAAUUAAUUGUUUCAUUAACAUUAUUUAAAAGCCAUUUUAUUGAACUGUCGAAAAUAAUUUGUAAAUAUACCAUAUAUACCACCAUAUAUAGGAAGUAUUAUUACUUUUUAUUUAGAUGAAACUAAGUCAUAUAAUUCAACGUUAGAGUAGCUAUUGUGUAAAACCAUUGUACAAAAUAAAAAUAAAACUCAUCACAUAA
This is a messenger RNA of Aethina tumida (small hive beetle), 2271 nucleotides long. Its product is annotated as C-type lectin 37Db. The transcript is spliced from 6 exons. Bases 485 to 1393 code for a protein of 302 amino acids. Gene Ontology annotation, cellular component: external side of plasma membrane. Gene Ontology annotation, biological process: biological process involved in interspecies interaction between organisms. The record is from RefSeq and is a predicted model, not a curated record. Gene Ontology annotation, molecular function: carbohydrate binding. Lineage: Eukaryota; Metazoa; Arthropoda; Insecta; Coleoptera; Nitidulidae.